Molecule: messenger RNA, 2681 nt
Organism: Drosophila grimshawi
Lineage: Eukaryota; Metazoa; Arthropoda; Insecta; Diptera; Drosophilidae
Gene: klhl10
Product: kelch-like protein 10
Exons: 6
Coding region: 141-2339 (732 amino acids)
Molecular function (GO): protein binding
Source: RefSeq, a predicted model, not a curated record
UUUUAAGCUGUGUCUAUGCGUAUCUUUCCCGACUUUUGGUACUUUUCUAUGGGGCAAAUACCUUUGAAAAGGAAGAAACAUUGACAAGGACCAGGAUUUCAAAGGCCAACCGAGAAUAAAUCGCUGGAUCGCUCAUCGCCAUGAAUCGACAAAACGCAAAUCAUUUGCAUGGCAUGAAUGAGGGUCAACUGGAACUGGUACCAAUACAAAUGAUGGACGCAGAUUUUCAGGGGGAUGAAUUAGAUAAUGGCCCCGCCCAGAAGAUCUCGUCGAAAUCCCUAACACCCAUUGUCAGCGAUCAGGCUCUCAACGUGCUCAACGAGCUGCGCAUCGCGAAUCUUCUCUGCGAUGCACAGAUCUCGGUGGGUGAACAAUCCUUCAAUGUCCAUCGUGCCAUUAUGUGCUCCUGUAGUUCCUAUUUUCGCGUACAAUUUACGGGCUUCAACAAUCGAGCCGAGGCGGGAGCUGAUGAGAGUCGCGUGGUACACAUACCGGGCAUUAGUGCGUCCAUCAUGAACUGUGUGAUUGAGUAUGCAUAUCUGCGGCGGACCAACAUCACCGAUGACAAUGUGCACGAGCUGCUCAUCUGUGCCGACUAUGUGGGAAUGGUGGGGCUGGUCAAGCAGUGCAAGGACUAUCUCGGACGGACACUUAGCCCGGAAAACUGUGUCAGCAUAAUGGGCUUUGCGCGCUUUCGGUUUCUCGAGGACUUGCAUCAGAAGGCACGGAAUUACACGCUGAGAUACUUUACGGAUGUGGCCGCCCGCAAUACGGAUAUACUGGACAUGAAUGUCAACGACUUUUACAGCAUUAUUAGCGAUGAUGAGCUAAACACACGAGAGGAGGAUUACGUAUGGAAGCUGUGCGUCAAAUGGAUUGACCGAGAUCCGGACAAUCGCAAACAGCAUGUGGCCCAUCUAAUGACGGGAGUGCGCCUUGGCCUGAUGACACCCAAGUGCUUCAUGGAGGAGGUCAAGGAGCAUCCGUAUGUUAUGCAAUGCGAGACCGCCAAGCCGUUGAUAGUCGAUACCUUUAAAUUCAUGUAUGAUCUGGACUUCCUUAACCCACAAGCCGAAGAGCUAACGACGCCACCGCUGGCUAUGCCCCGGCUGCCGCAUGAGGUAAUCUUCGCCAUUGGUGGCUGGAGUGGUGGCACAUCCAAGGGCUGCAUCGAGACCUAUGAUACGCGAGCCGAUCGCUGGGUGACAAUCAAUGCGGAAGAUCCGGCCGGACCGAGAGCCUACCAUGGCACCGCUGUGCUUGGCUUCAAAAUCUUUAGUAUUGGUGGCUACGAUGGCGUCGAAUAUUUCAACACCUGUCGUGUCUUCGAUGCGGUCCAGAAGCGUUGGAACGAGAUUGCUCCUAUGCACUGCCGGCGCUGCUAUGUGAGUGUGGCGGAGCUAAAUGGCAUGAUCUAUGCGAUUGGUGGCUAUGAUGGACACAAUCGCCUCAAUACCGUUGAGCGCUACAAUCCCUCAACGAAUCAGUGGUCCAUUAUUUCGCCCAUGAAUAUGCAACGCUCGGAUGCAAGCGCCUGUACCCUGAAUGGACGGAUCUAUGCGACGGGAGGAUUCAAUGGUCAAGAGUGCUUGGACAGCGCCGAAUACUAUGAUCCGUUGACCAAUCUGUGGACACGUAUACCAAACAUGAAUCAUCGUCGCUCCGGUGUCAGCUGUGUGGCAUUCCGGGAUCAGCUCUAUGUGAUUGGCGGCUUUAAUGGCACAUCGCGACUAUCGACGGGCGAACGAUUCGAUCCCGAGACGCAAUCGUGGCACUUUAUACGCCAAAUGAAUCACUCUCGCAGCAAUUUCGGACUGGAGAUCAUCGAUGACAUGAUCUUUGCGAUUGGCGGCUUCAAUGGCGUCUCCACUAUCUCGCACACCGAAUGCUAUGUGGUCGAAACGGAUGAAUGGAUGGAGGCAACUGACAUGAACAUUGUACGCUCAGCGCUGUCUGCCAACAAUGUGGCCGGGUUGCCCAACAAACGCGAUUACAUCCACAAGGAGCGCGAUCGCCUCAUGGAGGAGCGACGUCAGCGUCUGAUGGCCAAUGCAAUGGCCCGCGAGGAUGUUGCCAGUCCGAAUCGCACGCAGUCGAUGGUCGAUAACAAUGAUGCCGAUUUGGAUGAUCUGCACGAUGAUGAUGAUGCGAGUGCCAAUGAGGAUAACGAUAAUGAGGAACUGGAUGCGGUCGUUCUGCCGCUACCAGCACCAGUACCAGCUGGUGCCAAUCCCAAUCGACAGACGGAGAAUCGUGGACCGGAAAAUACGCGGCGCUUUCGGGUGCAGCUGCGUAAUCAUCGCUAUGGCUCGCAUCAUGAGAUCCGCCGUCGCUCGUAGACGUCGCCGACUCCACAGCCGACUCCAAACCCCGGCCUUGACAAAUAACACACACUACUAGAGGAAGUGUUAGCGUGGGCAUAUAGGUACAGCAUUCAUGGUACAGCAAUUCACAGCGUGGCCCACGUCCAUAGAAACCGUAUUUUUUCCAUACUCUUUUUUUUAAAUGACCCUUUCGAUUAACGCACACAUUUCUCGGUUAACCAUUCAAAAAUUAUUAUUGCAUAGCAUGGACCAUUUUUUGGACAUGUGAAUUAACAAAAUUCUGUGAUCGAAAUUGAAAUAGAAGUAAUAUAACAAAAUUAUUUGCACCAUACACAAAAAUUAAUAGAAAAAAAUAAA